Durio zibethinus is the source of this 3289-nucleotide messenger RNA. Its product is annotated as beta-galactosidase-like. NCBI's taxonomy places the organism in Eukaryota, Viridiplantae, Streptophyta, Magnoliopsida, Malvales, Malvaceae. Gene Ontology annotation, biological process: carbohydrate metabolic process. The record is from RefSeq and is a predicted model, not a curated record. Gene Ontology annotation, molecular function: carbohydrate binding; hydrolase activity, hydrolyzing O-glycosyl compounds.
AUUUAUAAAGCAGUUGCAGAGGGAGAGAUUCUCUUUCUCAUUCAUGGUACUAAACUCAGAACACCAAGACCAAAAGUCUUGGUCAAAUCCACUAUCUCUUUAAAACUCUGCUAACUUUCCCUCCUUUUUGUUUCUCUAAAAACGCAAUCCAUUUCUCUCUAUCUUCCUUCGUUUAUAGAAGAAAGAGGAUAUACAAAAGUUCAUUGCUUUGUUGAAGUCCUGAUAAUGUGGGACAAAAACAUGUGGUCAAGGGUCAACAUGUUCAUGUUAUGGCUAUUGUUUUCUGCUUGGGUUUUUUCAGUUUCAGCCACUGUUUCCUAUGAUAGCAAAGCUAUUAUCAUUAAUGGCAGGAGAAGGAUUCUUCUUUCUGGUUCUAUUCAUUACCCCAGAAGCACACCUGAGAUGUGGCCUGAUCUUAUAGCAAAGGCCAAAGAAGGAGGCUUAGAUGUUAUACAAACUUACGUUUUCUGGAAUGGACAUGAGCCUUCUCCUGGAAAAUAUUAUUUUGAGGAUAAUUAUGAUCUGGUUCGAUUUAUUAAGCUGGUGCAACAAGCUGGCCUUUAUGUUCAUCUCCGGAUUGGUCCCUAUAUUUGUGCUGAAUGGAACUUUGGGGGAUUUCCUGUUUGGCUCAAAUAUGUCCCCGGCAUUGCUUUCAGGACAGACAAUGGACCUUUCAAGGCUGCAAUGCAAAAAUUCACGGAGAAGAUAGUCAGUAUGAUGAAAGCAGAAAAACUCUUUGAGACUCAAGGAGGUCCAAUAAUUAUGUCUCAGAUUGAGAAUGAAUUUGGUCCUGUUGAAUGGGAAAUUGGUGCUCCUGGUAAAGCUUACACCAAAUGGGCUGCACAAAUGGCAGUGGGACUUGGGACUGGAGUCCCAUGGAUUAUGUGCAAGCAAGAUGAUGCUCCUGACCCUUUGAUAAACACCUGCAAUGGAUUCUACUGCGAAAAUUUUACUCCCAAUGCAAAAUAUAAACCAAAGAUGUGGACAGAAAACUGGACAGGCUGGUAUACGGAGUUUGGUGGUGCAGUUCCUACUAGGCCUGCAGAAGACAUAGCAUUUUCAGUUGCAAGAUUCAUACAAAAUGGCGGUUCAUUUGUGAAUUAUUAUAUGUACCAUGGAGGAACCAAUUUUGGGCGGACAGCCGGUGGUCCCUUCAUUGCUACUAGCUAUGAUUAUGAUGCUCCUAUCGAUGAAUAUGGGCUUCCAAGAGAACCAAAAUGGGGACAUCUAAGAGAUUUGCAUAAAGCUAUCAAAUUAAGUGAAUCAGCUUUAGUUUCUGCAGAUCCUACAGUGACAUCACUUGGAAGUAAUCAGGAGGCCCAUGUAUUCAAGUCAAAGUCUGGUGCAUGUUCUGCAUUCCUUGCAAACUAUGACACAAAAUACUCUGUAAAAGUAACUUUUCGAAAUGUGCAAUAUGACUUACCACGUUGGUCCAUCAGCAUCCUUCCUGACUGUAGAACUGCUGUUUUCAACACUGCCAGGCUCGGUGCCCAGAGCUCACAGAAGAAGAUGGUACCUAUAAACGGCGCAUUUUCUUGGUUAUCAUACAAUGAAGAAAGCCCCUCUGCCGAUGAUCAGGAUGCAACUGUAAAUGAUGGGCUCUGGGAACAGAUAUAUGUCACUAGAGAUGCUUCAGAUUAUUUGUGGUACAUGACAGAUGUAAAAAUAGAUCCUAACGAAGGAUUUUUGAAGAGUGGACAAGAUCUUCUUCUCUCAAUUUGGUCAGCAGGUCAUGCUUUGCAUGUUUUCAUUAAUGGUCAACUAUCAGGGACUGUGUAUGGGGUCUUAGAAAAUCCAAAAUUAACAUUCAGCAACAAUGUUAAGCUGAGAGCUGGGAUUAACAAGAUAUCUUUAUUAAGCGUUGCAGUGGGACUCCCGAAUGUUGGCGUUCAUUUUGAGACCUGGAAUGCUGGGGUUUUAGGCCCGGUAACAUUGACGGGUCUCAAUGAAGGGACAAGAGACUUAUCUAAGCAGAAAUGGUCUUACAAGAUUGGUCUCAAAGGGGAAGCCUUAAACCUUCACACUAUUACUGGAAGCCCCUCUGUUGAAUGGGUUGAAGGAUCACUAUUGAUAAAGAAGCAACCUAUAACUUGGUACAAGACAACUUUUAAUGCGCCGGGAGGCAAUGAACCAUUAGCUUUAGAUAUGAGUAGCAUGGGAAAAGGGCAAAUAUGGAUUAAUGGCCGGAGCAUUGGACGCCACUGGCCAGGAUAUAUAGCCCGUACUGGUUGUGCUGCUUGUGAUUAUGCUGGAACUUAUAGUGACAAGAAAUGCCGAACCAACUGUGGCGAGCCAUCUCAAAGAUGGUACCACGUUCCACGUUCAUGGCUGAAGCGAAGUGGAAAUCUUUUGAUUGUCUUAGAAGAAUGGGGUGGUGAUCCAUCUGGAAUUGCUUUGGUCAAAAGAACAACUGAAAGUGUUUGUGCUGAUAUUUUUGAAGGGCAGCCAGCAAUGAAGAAUUGGGGAAUGCUAGCCUCUGGCAAAAUCAAUAGACCAAAAGCUCAUUUGUGGUGUCCUUCUGGGCAGAAAAUUUCUGAAAUAAAGUUUGCUAGUUAUGGAAUGCCAGAGGGGACUUGUGGAAGCUUUCGUGAGGGAAGCUGUCAUGCCCACAAGUCAUACGAUGCGUUUCAAAAGAAUUGCAUUGGAAAACAAUCAUGUUCAGUAACUGUGGCUCCUGAACUUUUCGGAGGAGAUCCAUGUCCAGAUAGCAUGAAGAAGCUCUCAGUUGAAGCUGCCUGCAACUGAAGUCUAAAGAGAUAUAUUGGUGAUAAACCAAAAAAAUGAAGUCCAGACUAGUUCAUAUUCACUAUAUCAUAUUUCCUCAUGGUCUCUGCUAGUUUUAAAGGUAGUUCAUUCAAGCUCACACAUCCCAUACUGCAAAGAUGAUAUGGAUUUGACUCUGCUACAUGGCAAUAAAGUUUGAACAGAGUGAACACAGCACACUCUGCUUGGCCAAUGCCAAACAUUGGUUGUGAAGUGGUUGAAAAGAUGCUUUAUAUACAUAGAAUAGAGAAGCUACCAUUUUUCUGACACAACGUUAUACAUCAAUCUUAGGAUCAGUUUGCAGGAAUCAACUUAUGCCUCUAAGUCUCUAAGAGGAAAGUAAUUUCAUUGCUUCUAUUUGUAAAAAUAAAUGGGAAAGUAAUAAAUUCAAGCAUUUUCAAUAGCAUCUUGAGUUACUGUCUCAUAUUCUGUUAUUCGUUAUUGAUCUAUUAACUUGACUCAAUGACAUUUAAGAGGAUUACACAUCACACAAUAAAAAACAUACAAAAUUUACAUGCCAAAAAGG